UCACAUCAUCCUUUUCCUUUGAUCGUCUUGGUUAUACUCCAGUUCAUCAUCAUUUGUGAUUUGUUUUUCUUAAAUUGAGUUCUUUGGCCUCAGGUCUAUUGUGCUUCAUCUCUUCUGUCAAUUUGUGCCUUAAAUUUUUUACAUUAGUUUCUGAAUUUCCUACUUGUUCUCAGUUCACCAGCGUCGUAAUUGAAGAAAAUAUGGCAGAUUCUAGCUUAGAUGAUUUCUUUGCUAAAAAGGACAAAAGCAGACGAGGAAAGAAAAACAAAUUAACCCCGGAAGAAUUAGCAAAACAAUUAGAAGUCCAAGGGUCCCGCUAUGAUAGGAAAAAAGAUCGAUCUAGAGAUGAUGAGUAUGGUCAUCGAGGGUCAGAUUUGAUAUCUAAUUUAAAAAUUCUCGAACAGGAUGAUGAAGAAUGGAACGAUUUCAUAGACGAUAGGGAAAAAGAUUAUCGUGGUUUAAAGAUUCAAUCUUUAAAUAUUAGGGAUAAAGAAGAAGAAAUGAAGGAACAACAACGAGCUCUUCAAGAAAAUGGCAAUGAUAAACCAAAGGAUGAUUCAGGACCUUGGAACAAGCGUGCUGCUUCCCCAGCUCAACCUGUAGAAGAAGUAAAGACUCCAGAGGAGAUAAAAAAAGAUGUUAAAGAGGAACCUAAAAAGGAAGAACCCUCCAAGACUGAGUCUUCUUCAGGGAUGAUGCGUUCCAAAUACGUUCCACCAGCUCUUCGAGGUGGUGGUGGUGAUAGUUCUAAUAAGCCUCGAUCACUUAGUCCUGUUUCGAUGGCAUCAACAAUUAGAAAGCCAAAAGGUGGAAUACCCAAGAUUAAUGAUGAACAGGAUUUCCCAUCUCUAGGAGAUUAAUGCAUCUAGACUUAUUAAAUUAUCUAGUUAAAAUGCUAAAAUUUGUUUACCGGAGAAGAGUGAAAGAAAUUAAUCACCAGCAAGAAAUGUCCUUUAAAAGUAAUCAGAUGAGAAGAUGAAACGAUGGGACAAAAAAGUUGUUAAAACUUUGUUCUUGUGAUUUAAUUCCUUUUUCUAACUCCCCUUCCAUAGGAUAUCAUCUUACCAAUUCAUUAUGAGUGAAAAUACUUUUUCAUCGCCCAAGUUUAUACGUGUAAUAACAUUUUGCGACUUUAACUCAAUAUUUGAUGGAUACAUGAAAGAACAAAGUUUAAACAGUACAUUUGAUAGUAUAUACUAAUACAUAUAACAUUCAAUCCGAAAAGAAAUAUCAAAACUGAAUAGUUUUGUCUAACAAUUGCAAUCAUCUCUGAUCUUUUUUGACAAUUUAUCAGAUUUCAAAAAAUAUUACGAGAACAUAAAAAUCAUUCAUAAUUGUCA
Tetranychus urticae (two-spotted spider mite) is the source of this 1340-nucleotide messenger RNA. RefSeq names its product protein CDV3 homolog. Gene Ontology annotation, cellular component: cytoplasm. The record is from RefSeq and is a predicted model, not a curated record. NCBI's taxonomy places the organism in Eukaryota, Metazoa, Arthropoda, Arachnida, Trombidiformes, Tetranychidae.